CACUAAACACACAGCCUUCUUACCGGUUGUCAUGCUAAUUAUAAAUACAGAAUUUGUCCUUUAGUGUGGGGGAGAAAUUGAUAAAUCAUAGUGAAAUUGGAAGAGGUCACAACAUGGGGAAGAAAGCAAAAAAGGAAGCUGAAACUGCAUGCAAGGAACCGUUUGAGCCACUACAUGUUGAAGGAACAACUCCAGAAACAGUGGUGCUGCUGCUGAGCUCCCAGGAGGAGGACAUCCUAGUCAAAGCCUGUGAAGCAAUAUACAUAUUUGCAGAGAAAGGAGAUGAUAACAAAUUCUCUCUGCUGGGACUCGGGGCAUUAGAGCCUCUCUGUAAGCUCAUCAGCAACAACAACAGGCUGGUCAGACGCAACGCUUUCAUGGCCUUAGGCAUCAUGGCCACCAACGGUGAGGUAAAGAGUGCUCUGAAGAAAAAAGAUGUCAUUCCAUCAAUCAUUGACAAACUGUCACUUGAAGAAGAUACAGUGGUCCAUGAGUUCGCGACACUGUGCCUGGCCUCUCUGUCGGUGGAUUUCGUCUGUAAGGUCCAGAUCUUUGACAACAAGGGCCUGCCACCUCUGAUCCAGCUCCUCUCCAGUCCAGACCCCGAUGUGAAGAACAACUCGCUUGAAAUCAUCUUUAACCUAGUUCAGGAUCAGAAAAGUCGACUGGCAGUCCACAAGUCAGGCGGGAUCCCUCCACUUCUGGAACUGUUAAAGUCCGACUUCCCUGCCAUUCAGCAUUUGGCUUUAAAGACGCUGCAGAAUGUCACCACUGAUGCAGACACAUGCAACACCUUCAGGGAAGAGCAAGGGUUUGAGAAACUCAUGGAAAUCCUCAGUAACACGGACUUCAGUGACCUUCAUGCUGGGACCCUACAGGUAGUUGCUAACUGUUUGAGUGACAGUGAGAGUUUACAGCUGAUCCACAAGGAUGGAGGACUGAAGAGGCUGAUGGAGUUCAUUCUCACCCCCAACACACCUGACAUCCAGUCCAAUGCUGUGAAAUGCAUCACCAGGGUUGCUCAUAGCUCUGAGAAUCGCAAACUGCUCCAUGAACAGAAUGUGGAGAAGGUUCUGGUAGAGCUUCUGUCUGUGGCGGACAUCAGUGUGCAAACAGCGACCUGCCAGGCGGUGAGCGUCAUGAGCUUCCACCUCGCCAGCAAAGACAGCUUCAGAGACCUGGGUGGAAUCCCUGCAGUUGUACAGCUGCUGAACAAUGAGAGUUUGGUGCUGAAAGAGGCAGCAGCACAGGCCCUCUCUUACCUCACACAUAGCAACCAGCUCAACAUGCUUGCAGUGUACGAGGCAGGAGGCCAUGAAGUCCUUGUCCAGCAGCUAAAUGGAAGCUGUCUCAGGACGUUGGCUAAUUCUGCUGCCACACUUGGCAACAUGGCAGCGCAGGAGGUCAUCCGCUGCAGUAUUCUGUCCCUAGGAGCCGUUAAAGCUCUGGUGGAGCCUCUGAACUCCACAGAUACACAACUGCUGGUCAACACCACGCGGUGCCUCGCAGUGCUGACCUGUGAUACAGAAGCCAGGGCAGAGCUGCAACGUGCUGGAGGCCUUCACCCACUGGUCAAUCUGCUGCGUUCCUAUCACAAAGAAGUGUUGCACAAUGCAUGCUGGGCUAUCAGCGUCUGCGCCAGUGAUGGGCCUGCCGCUGUGGAGAUGUGCACAUUUGGAGCCCUGGAAAUGCUACAGGAAAUCAACCAAUCAGUGAAUCGAAGGAGCCGUUUCAGCGAGCUGGCUAUGAUCAGCCUGCUUAACUCCAACCUGUCCGCCAAAUACAGCCUGACCAGUCACUUAGCCUCCACUGACCUUAUAUGUGACGGCUUCUAUGACGCUGGGAAGGCUCGUGCAGGACGAAGGAUUCUGACUUUAGAGGAAAUGUCAAAGCAGCCGGUCAACGAGCACCGGCCCAUCAUUGUAGUCAACACAGCAGCAGAAGAGACAGUGGAGACAGAAGAGAGGCAGAGCAACGCAUCAGAAACAGACACCAGCAGCAAGGCAGAGCGCAGGACCCCGAGGAAGAAGAAAGAGGAGGACAAACAGAAAGAUGAGCCCCUCCCCGAGAAACCGUGGAAGAUGAUGGACGACGUCUCGUUGCAGCUUCUCAUUAAAGAGGCCAAAGAAUCCAUCAUCCCUCUGACUGAUGAACGGGAGCAGUGUGCUGCCUUGGCAAGGCUGGUGAGUGAAGCCAUGGGAGGAGCAGUGGAGAUGGAAAGGUUGCAUGAAUAUCCGUGGGUGCUGCACCUCAGCGAGCUCAAGUUUCAGCUUCAGGCGAACGUCGUUCCCAUCGGCUUGAUCAGCAAGGGAAUCUACGGCCAUAGGGCUCUUCUCUUCAAGUGUCUGGCUGAUUGCAUUGGACUGAGCUGCACACUGGUCAGAGGGGAGUAUAACCGGGCUUGGAACGAGGUGCUGCUCUUCAACAGGAAGGAGCGCCCUGCACAGCCCUGCCGCUACACAGUAGACCUCAUGCACCAGCCUGGAAGCCUGCUGGCACCAAAUACACUUGCAGCUGUGCAAUACCAGACUAUAUAGCAAUAUAUUGAUUUGUAUUGUGUGUGUAUUUGUAGUUAAAUCUGACAAUAAAGUAUCAAAUGUUCA
Gymnodraco acuticeps is the source of this 2603-nucleotide messenger RNA. It is a transcript of the gene armc3, whose product is annotated as armadillo repeat containing 3. Gene Ontology annotation, molecular function: protein binding. Lineage: Eukaryota; Metazoa; Chordata; Actinopteri; Perciformes; Bathydraconidae. The record is from RefSeq and is a predicted model, not a curated record. The transcript has 18 exons. The coding region runs from base 114 to 2537 and encodes 807 amino acids.